This is a messenger RNA of Hippocampus comes (tiger tail seahorse), 1118 nucleotides long. Its product is annotated as neuritin-like. The record is from RefSeq and is a predicted model, not a curated record. The coding region runs from base 206 to 652 and encodes 148 amino acids. Gene Ontology annotation, biological process: neuron projection extension; nervous system development. NCBI's taxonomy places the organism in Eukaryota, Metazoa, Chordata, Actinopteri, Syngnathiformes, Syngnathidae. The transcript is spliced from 3 exons. Gene Ontology annotation, cellular component: plasma membrane.
CAACGUCAUCUCGACCAGAGCAGGGAAGGGCUUCACGCACACACCCACCGAGUCUAUUUUUUUUCCACCCCUUUUGUACUGAUACACGACUCGUAUAAAACAUGGGCAGCUAAUUUGCCCAGCGUUUUUUUUUAAGUCCAGUUUCAUGAGUACCCUUUAUUCUAAUUGGAUUCACGAUCGCCCACUCAGCGUGGAUUGAAAUGGGAUGAUAAUGGGAUUGUUCACGUCGACCAAGAUCGAGGAGAUACUCUGCUUUGCUCUAGUGUUCCUGUCCAUCUCCGUGGUGGUAGAUUCAUCAGAUGUGAAUUGCGAGAAUGUUUACAAGGACUUCUCGGACUGUGUCCUGGAGCUGGGGGAGAGCAUGGACAACUAUCAGGAAAACGUGACCAGUGAGAGCGGAGUGGCGGCUGUGUGCAGCCACUGGGAAGCUUUCCACACGUGUGCCCUGACGGCGCUGUCCGACUGCCAGCAGGAGGUCAGUUCCAUCUGGGAGACUCUGAGGCAGGACUCCCGUAAGAUGCGCUUUCAGGGAAGCUUGUUUGACUUGUGUAGUCCCAGUUCAUCUCCAAGCAUGAGGUCACCUGUUGCGGCGCUGACCCUGCCGCUCACGGCCAUGUUGCUCACCACCGGGCCCAGAUGGUCCUUCAUGUAAAGGCGGCCACUGAAGCGGGCGCGGAAGAAGACGGGCAGAGUGAGACCUGUCUUAUGUUCCACCAGGCUCACUCUUCCCAAGCACAACCUAAAGCCAAGGAAUAACACAAGCAUUAUUUUCACACUAGUAUCCGUAGUUAGUCAAACAAUCUUGGAAAUCAAAUCAUAAUCAAAAGGUACAGUGGUCCCGACACUAAGGUGAUUUUUAAAGCAAUGCGUUGGUGUAUUUGUUUUUAAGGCACCACAUACACAGUAUGUUGUCAAGUUUAACGACGAUAGUUCAAAGAAAGGGUUCAAAAUUUAGCAAUAGCUUCCUCUUGUUGUGUUCGCUCAAAAUGACGCUACUGCUUAGCUUUGCGAAUAUGGUUCCUGUCAGUGGCUGGCCAUGCAUUUUAUACCUGGACCUUUAGUGGGGACUUACUCUGACAUCACAAUUACACAAGCCAUCACGAAAAAAAAAAAAAAUU